AUGAGUCAGCGACUGAGUGGGCCCCAGGAGCCACGAUGUCAGGUCGAGGAGGGGACAAUGUGGGUCAGUCCUGAUUAUGCCGACCGAAGGUCACUGCCGCAACAGGUCCUCUGGAGGUUCCAAAAUGAAAUGGCCGUUCUGGUUCACCUCGGCUUGUCAUUGCGCUGUGUUUACGCUUUUGUGUUUAUGCACGUCCGUCUAUAUGAGCCUCUGCGUCGGCUCUCGGAAUCUCUGAGGCCUCGGAGCCUCUACUGGCCAUAG
Protopolystoma xenopodis is the source of this 261-nucleotide messenger RNA. Lineage: Eukaryota; Metazoa; Platyhelminthes; Monogenea; Polystomatidea; Polystomatidae. The record is from the annotation of a GenBank genome assembly.